This is a messenger RNA of Tupaia belangeri chinensis (Chinese tree shrew), 5710 nucleotides long. RefSeq names its product laminin subunit gamma 1 (gene LAMC1). Gene Ontology annotation, cellular component: basement membrane. NCBI's taxonomy places the organism in Eukaryota, Metazoa, Chordata, Mammalia, Scandentia, Tupaiidae. Gene Ontology annotation, biological process: axon guidance; tissue development; animal organ morphogenesis. The record is from RefSeq and is a predicted model, not a curated record.
GGCGGGCUGUGCCCGGGCAGCCAUGGACGAGUGCACGGACGAGGGCGGGCGGCCGCAGCGCUGCAUGCCCGAGUUCGUCAACGCCGCCUUCAACGUGACCGUGGUGGCCACCAACACGUGUGGGACUCCGCCCGAGGAGUACUGUGUGCAGACCGGGGUGACCGGGGUCACCAAGUCCUGUCACCUGUGCGACGCCGGGCAGCCCCAGCUGCAGCACGGGGCAGCCUUCCUGACCGACUACAACAACCAGGCCGACACCACCUGGUGGCAGAGCCAGACCAUGCUGGCCGGGGUGCAGUACCCCAACUCCAUCAACCUCACGCUGCACCUGGGAAAAGCUUUCGACAUCACCUACGUGCGCCUCAAGUUCCACACCAGCCGCCCGGAGAGCUUCGCCAUUUACAAGCGCACGCGAGAGGACGGGCCCUGGGUCCCUUACCAGUACUACAGCGGCUCCUGCGAGAACACCUACUCCAAGGCCAACCGCGGCUUCAUCCGGACAGGCGGGGAUGAACAGCAGGCGCUGUGCACGGAUGAGUUCAGUGACAUUUCCCCCCUCACCGGGGGCAAUGUGGCCUUCUCCACGCUGGAAGGAAGGCCCAGUGCCUACAACUUCGACAACAGCCCUGUGCUGCAGGAAUGGGUGACUGCCACUGACAUCAGAGUCACUCUCAAUCGCCUGAACACUUUUGGGGAUGAAGUAUUCAACGACCCCAAAGUUCUCAAGUCCUACUAUUAUGCGAUCUCUGAUUUUGCUGUGGGUGGCAGGUGUAAAUGUAACGGACAUGCGAGCGAGUGUGUGAAGAAUGAGUUUGGCAAGCUGGUGUGCAACUGCAAACACAACACGUAUGGCGUAGACUGUGAGAAGUGUCUUCCUUUCUUCAACGACCGGCCGUGGAGGAGGGCAACUGCUGAAAGUGCCAACGAAUGCCAGCCCUGUGACUGCAAUGGCCGAUCGCAGGAGUGCUUCUUUGACCCCGAACUCUACCGCUCCACUGGUCAUGGUGGCCACUGCACCAACUGCCGGGAUAACACGGAUGGCGCCAACUGCGAGAGGUGCCGGGAGAACUUCUUCCGCCUCGGGAACAAUGAAGCCUGCUCUCCGUGCCACUGUAGUCCUGUCGGCUCUCUCAGCACCCAGUGUGACAGUUAUGGCAGGUGCAGCUGUAAGCCAGGAGUGAUGGGUGACAAGUGUGACCGUUGCCAGCCUGGAUUCCACUCUCUCACCGAGGCAGGAUGCAGGCCAUGCUCAUGUAACCCUGCUGGCAGCACUGAUGAAUGUAACAUUGAGACGGGAAGAUGUGUUUGCAAAGACAACGUCGAAGGCUUCAAUUGUGAGAGAUGCAAACCUGGAUUUUUCAAUCUGGAGCCAUCUAAUCCAAGGGGUUGCACACCCUGCUUCUGCUUUGGGCAUUCAUCCGUCUGUACAAACGCUGACGGCUACAGUGUCUUUUCUAUAUCCUCCAACUUUCACAUUGAUGAGGAUGGCUGGCGUGUGGAACAGAGGGAUGGCUCCGAAGCAUCUCUCGAGUGGUCCUCUGAGAGGCAAGACAUCGCUGUGAUCUCAGAUAGCUACUUUCCUAGGUACUUCGUUGCUCCUGCCAAGUUCUUGGGCAAGCAGGUGUUAAGCUACGGUCAGAACCUUUCCUUCUCCUUUCGUGUGGACAGGCGAGACACUCGCCUCUCUGCUGAAGACCUUGUGCUAGAGGGAGCCGGCCUAAGAGUGUCUGUCCCCUUGAUCGCUCAGGGCAACUCCUACCCAAGUGAGACUGCUGUGAAGUACGUCUUUAGGCUCCAUGAAGCAACAGAUUACCCUUGGAGGCCUGCUCUUAGCCCCUUUGAAUUUCAGAAGCUCCUAAACAACUUGACAUCCAUCAAGAUCCGUGGGACAUAUAGUGAGAGAAGUGCUGGCUAUUUGGAUGAUGUCACCCUAGCAAGUGCUCGUCCUGGACCUGGAGUCCCCGCCACCUGGGUGGAAUCCUGCACCUGUCCUGUGGGAUAUGGGGGGCAGUUUUGCGAGCGGUGCCUCUCAGGUUACAGAAGGGAAACCCCGAGUCUUGGACCAUACAGUCCAUGUGUGCUUUGUACCUGCAAUGGACACAGUGAGACCUGCGACCCCGAGACAGGUGUUUGCAACUGCAGAGACAAUACAGCCGGCCCCCACUGUGAGAAGUGUAGUGACGGGUACUAUGGAGAUUCAACCACGGGCACCUCGUCUGAUUGCCAGCCCUGUCCAUGUCCCGGAGGCUCAAGUUGUGCUGUUGUCCCCAAGACGAAGGAAGUGGUGUGCACCAACUGUCCCACGGGCACCUCAGGUAAGAGGUGUGAGCUCUGUGACGAUGGCUACUUCGGAGACCCUCUGGGUAGGAACGGCCCCGUGAGGCUUUGCCGCCUGUGCCAGUGCAGUGACAACAUCGACCCCAACGCUGUUGGCAACUGCAACCGCCUGACGGGAGAGUGCCUGAAGUGCAUCUACAACACUGCCGGCUUCUACUGUGACCGGUGCAAAGAUGGGUUUUUUGGAAACCCCCUGGCUCCCAACCCAGCAGACAAGUGCAAAGCCUGUGACUGCAAUCCCUACGGGACAGCGGGGCAGCAGGGCAACUGUAACCCCGUGACUGGGCAGUGCGAGUGUCUGCCUUACGUGACCGGCCGUGACUGUGGUGCCUGCGACCCUGGAUUCUACAACCUGCACAGUGGGAAAGGCUGUGAGAGGUGUGAUUGCCAUGCUUUGGGUUCCACCAACGGGCAGUGUGAUGUCCGUACCGGCCAGUGCGAGUGCCAGCCAGGCAUCACCGGGCAACACUGUGAGCGCUGUGAGGUCCACCACUUUGGGUUUGGACCCGAAGGCUGCAAACCCUGUGACUGUCAUCCUGAGGGGUCUCUUUCACUCCAGUGCAAAGAUGAUGGUCGCUGUGAAUGCAAAGAAGGCUUUGUGGGGAAUCGCUGUGACCAGUGUGAGGAGAAUUAUUUCUACAAUGGCUGGUGAAGGAUAAGGUUGCUGACCAUCGACUGAAGCUCCAGGAAUUAGAGGGUCUCAUAGCAAACCUUGGAACUGGGGAUGAGGUGGUGACCGAUAAAGCCUUUGAGGAUCGACUGAAGGAAGCAGAGAGAGAGGUCAUGGAUCUCCUUCGCGAGGCACAGGAUGUCAAAGAUGUAGACCAGAAUUUGUUGGACCGCCAUGCCGAAGUGGCUGCUGCCAACGUGUCGAUCACUCAGCCAGAUUCUACAGGGGACCCAAACAACAUGACUCUAUUGGCGGAAGAGGCUCGAAGGCUCGCUGAACGCCAUAAACAAGAAGCUGAUGACAUUGUACGAGUGGCAAAGACAGCCAAUGAUACUUCCACUGAGGCAUAUAAUCUGCUUGUGAGGACACUGGCGGGAGAAAAUCAAACAGCAUUUGAAAUUGAAGAGCUUAAUAGGAAGUAUGAGCAAGUGAAGAACAUCUCGCAGGAUCUGGAGGAGCAAGCAGCCCGCGUCCAUCAGGAGGCCACGAGGGCUGGGGACAAAGCCGUGGAGAUCUACGCCAGUGUGACUCAGCUGACCCCUGUGGAUUCAGAGGCACUGGAGAGAGAAGCAAAUAAAAUAAAGAAGGAAGCUGAAGAUCUGGACCGUCUGAUUGACCAAAAGUUGAAAGAUUAUGAGGACCUCAGAGAAGAUAUGAGCGGAAAGGAGCUUGAAGUAAAGAAACUUCUGGAGAAAGGAAAAACUGAACAGCAGACUGCCGACCAACUCCUUGCCCGAGCUGAUGCUGCCAAGGCUCUUGCUGAGGAAGCCGCGAAAAGGGGACGAAAUACCUUACAGGAAGCCAAUGACAUUCUCAACAACCUGAAAGAUUUUGAUAAACGCGUGAACGAUAACAAGACGGCUGCGGAGGAGGCACUGAAGAAGAUCCCUACCAUCAACCAGACCAUCAUAGAAGCCAAUGAAAAGACGAGGGAAGCACAGCUGGCUCUGGGCAACGCUGCGGCCGACGCCACUGAGGCAAAGAACAAGGCGCACGAGGCGGAGAGGAUCGCGAGCGCCGUCCAGAAGAAUGCCACCAGCACCAAGGCAGAAGCUGAAAGAACUUUCGCAGAAGUUACGGAUCUGGAUAAUGAGGUGAACAAUAUGUUGAAGCAACUGCAGGAGGCGGAAAACGAGCUAAAGAAAAAACAAGAUGAUGCUGACCAGGAUAUGAUGAUGGCAGGGAUGGCUUCACAGGCUGCUCAAGAAGCUGAGAUCAAUGCCAGAAAGGCCAAAAAUUCUGUUACCAGCCUCCUCAGUGCCAUUAACGACCUCCUGGAGCAGCUGGGGCAACUGGACACCGUGGACCUGAACAAGCUCAAUGAGAUCGAAGGCACCCUGAACAAAGCCAAAGAUGAGAUGAAGGUCAGCGACCUGGACAGGAAAGUGUCUGACCUGGAGAACGAGGCCCGGAAGCAGGAGGCCGCCAUCGUGGACUACAACCGCGACAUCGAGGAGAUCCUGAAGGACAUCCGUAACCUGGAGGAUAUCAGGAACACCUUGCCGUCCGGCUGCUUCAACACCCCGUCCAUCGAGAAGCCCUAGCAUCUUCAGGGCUGGAAGGCAGGUCCCCCCGCAGGGGGCCCGUCGUGAGGCCACAGAGUGCCUUGCCACAAAGAUGACAUUUUUCAGACCCCCACUUCUCUGCUGCUUUCCACCACUGUCCUUUCAAACCCGGAAACGUCACAAAGUUGAAAGAGAAGCAAACGACACAUCCAGCUCGGGAACAAAGGGUUUCAUCCGAUCGCCGCUCCUGUGCUCAGUUGCUGCCUUACCCACACUGUCCUUGCUGAUUUGUGUGAGGAUGUGGCAUCCCGUGAGGACAUUUCCGUACAGUGGCCUAAACGCGUCAUGUGAGCCCUCGUGGCAGGGCACAGCAAGCAGCCCUGCCCCUCAUCGAGCCCAGCAGGCCUUCCCCAGUUUCAGUGCCCUGAUUUCUAUGAAGGAAAAGUUCAGCUGCUGGCAGGAGUGUCUAAUGGCCAAUGUACCCAUCCUGUGAGUCAUGGAAAUGCCUCUGCAUCUCCCGCCCCUUCCCCUUUGAAGCAAAAGGACAUGAACAUCCUGUGCCAAAGGUAUUGGUCGCUUGGACUGUUGGUAGCCAUCCAGCCAUCGCAGUGGCUGUUCUGAGUCCAGGGCACUGAGCUCUCCGCGGGUAAGGUUGCAAUCGCUCAUGGAAGUGUCCAGCAGAAUGCGGCUGCAGUAGGCUGGUUUCCUCACCUCUGAUCAUGGACUAGGAUAAGCUGUGUCAGAUCUCUGGGCAGCUGGUCAUUUACAUCCGGAUGGGCAGUGUGCACUUUCCAGUAGGCCAACAGAUAUCUUUGAAUACUCUUAUAAAUGGAACUUCUAUAGAAGAAAUGGGGAGAUGAUAACCACUGAAGUUUUUUCCAAAAUCCAACUAAUUCCUGGAGCUUAUUUUAGUCUGUUAGUCUUGGAACUAGUCAUAUACUUUCUGGCAGAGAACAGCUGGUCCCUAAGAUCCUGACAGAAUGAAACAGAAGAAUAAACCUGUCUGUCCUAGUCUCUUCUAGCCGAGGAUAAAACGUAGAUGCGACGGAAGUCGUCAGGGUCCCAUCUUUCCAUUUUGUCCUCUGUCGGAGAGAUGAAACAGCAGACGCUUCGCUCCAGCCUCCUUCUGAUGUGCCUAUCUUCUGGAAUCCUUCAAACACACUGUUGUUUGCCCAAUCCUGGUGGCAAAUGCUUGCAC